AUGGCACAGGCUCCAGGUUUGGGGAAGAGAUAUAUUAAAGCCUUUUUUAAAGGUUUCUUUGUUGCUGUUCCGGUAACGGUGACUUUCCUGGAUAGAGUUGCCUGUGUAGCAAGGGUGGAAGGAGCAUCAAUGCAGCCAUCUUUGAACCCCGGGGGAAGAAAAGCAUCUGAUGUAGUGCUCUUAAACCACUGGAGCAUUCGAAAUUACGAUGUACAACGUGGGGACAUUGUGUCAUUGGUACUGUUAACAUUUGAUCCAAGUACAAAAGGUGAACAGAUUGGAGGAGAGUCAGAAGAGACUGAGAAAGAUGUGACACUUGCAAAGUCUCCUAGAAACCCUGAACAGAAGAUCAUUAAACGAGUGAUUGCUCUUGAAGGAGACAUUAUCAAAACCAUUGGAUACAAAAAGAAGUAUGUGAAAGUUCCACAUGGACACAUUUGGGUGGAAGGUGAUCACCGUGGACACAGCUUUGACAGCAAUGCUUUUGGGCCAGUUUCUCUUGGACUUCUACAUGCUCGAGCCACUCACAUCCUCUGGCCUCCACAACGUUGGCAGAAGCUAGAGCCAAUGCUACCUCCGGAGCGCAAACCACUCCAGAGAGAGCAAGAUUGA
This is a messenger RNA of Egretta garzetta (little egret), 612 nucleotides long. It is a transcript of the gene IMMP2L, whose product is annotated as inner mitochondrial membrane peptidase subunit 2. The record is from RefSeq and is a predicted model, not a curated record. Gene Ontology annotation, molecular function: serine-type endopeptidase activity. Gene Ontology annotation, biological process: mitochondrial respiratory chain complex assembly. The transcript is spliced from 9 exons. Gene Ontology annotation, cellular component: membrane; mitochondrial inner membrane peptidase complex. NCBI's taxonomy places the organism in Eukaryota, Metazoa, Chordata, Aves, Pelecaniformes, Ardeidae. The coding region runs from base 1 to 612 and encodes 203 amino acids.